Didymella exigua CBS 183.55 is the source of this 789-nucleotide messenger RNA. RefSeq lists its product as uncharacterized. The transcript is spliced from 3 exons. NCBI's taxonomy places the organism in Eukaryota, Fungi, Ascomycota, Dothideomycetes, Pleosporales, Didymellaceae. The annotation marks the transcript as partial. The record is from RefSeq and is a predicted model, not a curated record.
AUGAAUAGAGAGAGUGUCCUAGACCUAACCUUUGCUACAACACCGCUAGCAAACCUUAUAGAAGACUGGCAAACGCUAGGUGGAAUUGGCUCUGACCACCUAGGCAUCUUAUUCACAAUAAGGACGCCUAGAACACAGCAACUUAACAAACCUGCUCCUAGGUUUAACACUAAGAAAGCAAACUGGAACCUAUUUAGCAAAGUGCUAGCAAAGGAGAUAGCAAACAGCUCUGCUCUUAGCAACGCAAGCACUCUAAACUACUCUACGAGCAGAUCUCUAGCACUUCUCCAAGGAGAAGACCAGGACCUAGAAGAGCAGCUAGAAACACUGGGGAAAGAGCUUACUAUAUCUAUAACUAAAGCAGCUAAGGCAGCAAUUCCACAAUGCUCUACCACUGCAAAAAGCAAGCCCUGGUGGAAUCAAGACCUUAAAGCACUUAGGACAAGCAUGCUCAGCAAACAACGCCAACUGCAGAGAGAACUUGCUUUUAGCCUAACAAGUGCCUACACCUGGAAAAGAGAAUAUCUAAUAGCUAGAAACACAAGGUAUAGUGCUGUUAAAAUAGCUAAACGCGACCAUUGGAACCAAUUCCUAGAGAGAGAGGACCCUAAAUCAAUCUUUAAAGCUAUGGCUUAUACUAGAACUACUUAUAGCCAGAAUAUACCUGCUAUCCAAGGCCUAAGGGGAAUAGAGGAAUCUUUUCAAGGCAAAUGCUCUGCACUAAGAGAAACUCUCUUCCCCAGCCCUCCUGCCUCUAGGCCUAUAGAGUGGGACAACUACCAACCAAGC